Salvia miltiorrhiza (redroot sage) is the source of this 3477-nucleotide messenger RNA. RefSeq names its product protein ENHANCED DISEASE RESISTANCE 2-like. Bases 325 to 1191 code for a protein of 288 amino acids. The record is from RefSeq and is a predicted model, not a curated record. The transcript has a single exon. Lineage: Eukaryota; Viridiplantae; Streptophyta; Magnoliopsida; Lamiales; Lamiaceae.
UUUGCAACAUGAAAAUAAUAAGAUCCUAUUAUUAAUAGCAUUAUAAUUAAUUAGUGAGAUAAAUUUCCAAAAAAAGAAAAAUGAAACGAGAGAGAUGAAUUUGAAUCCUCCCCUACCUCUCUCUACAUUCUAUUCCUAAAAAGAAUUCGAAUCAAUAAAUAAAGAAAUAAAUGAAAGGCAGUGGCCCUCCCUCCUUAUUUAACCGCCCAAAACAGAUUCCCCAUCUAUUUCCUUUUUUUCGACCGUUAUUUUCUCUGGCGGUGGCUAAUCGCGGCGGAGCUUCCUACUCCGUCGUCGCGACAGAAUAUCUACCACCGCGUGGAUAUGUGCUCGUCGAAACACAUGCAGAUGCACCACAACCACCAGCGCUCUUCCACGGCCGCUUCCGCCAUGGGAGAUUGGAGGGAGGAAGCCAUCAACCGCGGAUCAUUGAAACACGUCGACCUCAACACCGGAUCCAACGGCUGGGCCGCGCCUCCGGGCGACCACUUCUCCGUCCGCGGACCUAAUUACCCCACCAAAAAGGGCAAAACUCCCGCCGGCGAGUGGCUCCUCGAUCCCGCCGGCGUCGAUUGGAUCCGAUCCAACGGCAGGCUCGACAACCUCCUCGCGCGGCGCGAUAAUCGCGUCAUGAACGCGCUGCGCGCCUCGAAGAAAUCGUCGGAGACGUUCAUAGUCGCGGUGAAUCUCCAGAUCCCCGGCCGCGAGCACCACUCCGUGGUCUUCUACUUCUCGAGCAAGGAGGGGGAGCCGAUCAGCUCGAAUCCUCUGCUCAAUAAUUUCGUCAACGGAUCGGAUGAGUAUCGGGACAGCCGAUUCAAAAUCGUGAAUAAGAUCGUGAAAGGACCGAGGAUUCUGAAGACGGCGGUGGGGAGAUACUCGGCGUGCCUGCUCGGCAAGGCGGUGAGCUGCUGCUACCACCGGGGGGCGGAUUAUCUGGAAAUCGAUGUCGACAUCGGCAGCUCCACCGUCGCGUCCGCGAUUUUGCGGCUGGCGUUAGGGUGCGUGAAGGCGGUGACGGUGGAUUUGGGGUUUUUAGUGGAGGGGCAGACGGAGGAGGAGCUGCCGGAGAAGCUGUUUGGUGCGGUGAGGAUCUGCCAGAUGGAGAUGAGCUCGGCGAUGUUCGUAGAUGUCGCCGCGCCGACGGCGACCAGUAAUAAGGUCUUUCCCGUCGAUAGUGAUGAACAUUAGAGAUAUUUGAUAGAUAAUUUUUGGUUUUGUUUCUUUCUUUCAAUUUUUGAGGUAAUUGAGCUUCUGAAAAUUUCAUGUUGAUGAUGAUUUUUUUUCCAUCUGCAAUGACAAUUGGUGAAUGUUAAUAUUAAUUUUUCUUCAUAUACAUAUGUCCUUUUCUUUUGUCCAAUUUUGAUCAUAAAAGGAAAAGAAUUACACACACAUUGCUUAUGUUUCUUCGUUUUUAAUUAAUUCACAUGUGGAAUGUAGCAGGAAAACUUUCUAGGAAUGAGUUGAUCUUUGAAGAGCCAAGAUUUUGAAUGAUAGCCACAUAUUUAGAGCACAAAUUGGGCCUGACAGAUCUUAAAAACUAAUUAUAUCAAAUGGGUUUCGUAGGGUUAUUUGGGGUGGGCUACGUUUGAAUAUAUGUGAUCAGUGAUCAUAAUAUCUCGAAUUCAAAUUCCAUUCCCAUAAGAUUUUCUUGUGUAACUUACCUCUUUUAUGUGGUUUGUGAGCGAUAAGCCUAUUAUAUAUUCACGGAGUGUUAUAUUAGGUGAACUACCGAAUAUUUAUUACAUCUAUAAAAUACUCAUGUGUGUGUGUUUGUGAAAGUCCAAAGUGGUGAUAAAGAAACAACUAAAAAAAAAUAUGCAAUUGUAAAUGAUGAAGAGGGUAUGCUACGAACAAAUUUGCAAUUACAAAUUCCAGCAAAUUAACUUGACAGAUUUUUUUUAUUUGUUUAGUUUAUGAAACUCGUCUCCAUUACUUUCGGUGUGUACUGAAUAAAUCUAUGUUUUUGUAUAAUAAUUUUCGAACCACAUAGGACGAUAAAAGUCGAACUUAUGACAUUUGAGCUCAAGAAAACCAACUUUACCAUUAAAUCAUCUGAAAGGGACAGCUUGACAAUUUCUGUUUUAGGCUGAUUGAUUCUUUUUCCAUUCCAAUCUAUCUUAUUUUCACAUAUAUUUACAUUCAUUCAUUACUUGAAAAAAAAAAAAAAACACCAAUUCUUGACAUAACUAUUUACACCCACCAGGUGCAAAUCCAACUUUCCCUGCACCAACAUCGUACACCACCUCAAACGUCUUCUGCUGCGUGUUGCCGUAGAUCGCGACGUUGCUAGCGUCAAUGUUUCCAGCAAACGCCAGGCAGAGUCGCGAUUUAGCGACGGCCACGAGGAUCCCCGUGGGGUCCAGGUCGAGCUUCACAUUGCCUCCAAAGGUGAAAGAUAUGAUUGGAAUGGACACACUCGUGUGCCUACUCAAAUCAUAACACGUGUCGAGUAUCGAGUAGGCCGGCGCUUUCGGGUACUUGGUCAUCAACUUCCGAAAGGCGGCGCUCAUCGCGCUGUAGGCCGCAGGGGGCAGACGCGUGAUGACCGUCCCCGAGUCUAUGAUGCCCCCGGCAGCCUGGAAGACAGGCUGUCGGAUAGGCAGUUGGCGGCCUCCCACGCUUAUCGAGACAAUAUCGAUGAAGUAGAAUGACGUGCCUUGCGACCGGUCGAGAGGUGUGAACUUUACUCGGGUCGGGGCCCGACCUUUGCCAAGAGUCAAGUGCCCUAUAUGGCUAGAAGUUGAUGGGAGGCAAUAGGAGAAGUAUUUGCCGUAUUUUGAUGCAGUUUGAGACACAAUGGAUAGGGCAUUUCUGCCUAGACCUAAUAGCCCUGCAGUGUUGCCAAACAAGCCUUGGUUGUUCUGGCCACAACCGAACAGAAAGCUCGGGAAAACAUCUGUUGCCGAUAUGGUGAGCUUGUCCCGGCUGAAGUACCCUACCGAGAAGGAUUGAUCGCCGUAUUGGAUGCCAUAGACGCACGUGGUGGUGGCGCAACCUGGACUGCUGCCGGUGGCGGAGGAGAGCUGGGAGCACUCGGCCGACUUGCACGAUAUGUUCUUGUACGAGCUUGAGGUCGAUGGGUUGAAAAUCGGUUCCUGUUGGUGGUAGCAUGACCGGACGCACGGCUGGCAUUGUGUCCAUGUUAGGUCGCUACCAGUGUCGAACAUGAGCGAGAGACUUCUCUUGGGGGUCCCUAGGCCCACGGUCACGAUGUAGUUCCCCGAGCCUAGGGAACGCCCAGAUUCAACGGGGAGAUUUGCUUUCUUUGAGUCCCACUUGAAAUUCUCAAUUUUGUUUGUGUUUGUGUUUGUGUUUGAAUUAGAAUCGAUUCGAGCUUGGAUCGACUCAACCCUAGCUUGAUCGUGAGAAAGGACCUCGUCUAGAGACGGUGAUGUAUAGGCCUUAUUUUGACCUUGUUGAAAACAUGGACCUUGCCUAUGGAGAAUUUCCAUGCUUGAUUGUCUCUUGUUAAAA